AUGAUUCAUGAUGAUUUUUUGAAAUGUUGUGGAAGGUGUCCGUUCGCAUCAUUUCUCGCUUUCUUAUUUACAUUAACGGGUACUGGGAUAUUCUGUGGUUGUAUUUAUCACGCAUUAAAAAUUACAAUUGAAGCUGUGAACAACGCUUUUAAAAUACAAUAUGUUGAAGUGGAUUGGAUUCGUAUGACACGGUUGGGUGUUAUCUUUGUUUCGGCUGUUAUGUGUGGUUUAUGUUUAAUAUUGUUAAUUGUUGGAUGUCUAGCGACUGGCGCUACUCGUCAUCAAGUUUACACGGGUUUUCGUUCAAGAUUAAGUGGACGAAUAGCAACCGGAUUUUUUUCUAUAGUUGUUUAUUUAUUAUUUAUAAUAUGGGUGAUAACCACAUUAGCCUUGGUUGUUCCAUGUAUUGGCUAUUUUAUACUAAAUUAUCGUUGUACAAAAGAAGUACGCACUGUUGAAACAGACCCAUUAUCUCCAACACGUUGUUUAUGGCUUGGUCAUUAUGGUUUGAAUAUACCAAAACAAAGAAAUGACCAUACAGUUUGUCAAGAAUCAUUUGUUGAACUAUGCAAUCGAACCACAGAAGCGGGUCCACGAUACAUUGCGGCUUUAUGUGGUUCAUUAUUAGUUGUUCUAGGCUUGCUUCAUUUUUUGUGUUGCCUUGUCGCUAAUUAUGCACAUAUUAAAGACGGGAUUAAAUUACGCGAUUAUGAAGACGCUAUUAAAGAAGAGUUAGAAUUAUCAAAAUUAAAUCGUUAUGUUGCACGAUAUGUGAAUAUCAAUGCCGAUCAAUUAUCUGUUCAAUUACUCUAUGGACGUCCAAUUAUCGUUGAAAAUUUGACAUUCAAUAAAGAUACAUUAAAUAAUGAUCUACAAAAAAAAUUAAAAUUACCAAUUGAAAUUGAAUUUUUACAUGUUGGAAAAAUAGAAUGUUCAUUUCAAUGGUCAUCAUUAUUUUUUCGUUCAUCAUCAACAGCAUUAAAAAUAAAAAUUGAACAUGUUUACAUUAUUGUCAAACCUAUACAACUUGAUGAAAAGGAUGAUGAUGAAUCAAAUCAAGUUAUUGAUCAAGAAACAAUUUUUCAAAUGAAUAAAAAUGAUUUGGAGCAAGUCGAACAACAAUGGCAAAAAGAAUUUGAAUUUUUAGGAGAAGUUAAACCAACAUCCAUAUGGGGAUUGAAACGUUUGUCUUUAUCUAUCAUAGAAAAAGUACAAAUACAAAUAAAUGAUGUUCAUGUGCGUUACGAAAGUUAUUCGAUAACAAAUAUUCCCUAUGCUCUUGGUUUACUAUUUGAUAGUAUUCAGAUAUCUAAUGAAACAGCAAAAGAUCAACCAUCAUCAACAGACAAUAGUAAUAUUAGUCAAAAAGUAUUUCAAAUAAAUGGUUUAGCUGUUUAUAUUGAUGAUAAUAUUGAAAAUAUUCAUCAACAUGAACAAAGUCAAAUAUUAACAUUAAUGCGUUCAUUUUCUUCUCAACAUUCCUAUAUUUUAUUACCAACAAGUUCAAUGAAAAUUUAUCUUGUACAAAAUCAUUUAAAAUCAUCAAUAACAAAUCGAAAACAAGCACGAUACGAAUUAGAAUUUAUUUUAAAUGAUAUAAAUCUUAAAUGUGAUAUUAAACAAAUACAAAUUCUAUUGGAUGUAAUACGUUUUAUUCAAUUUUAUAAUUUUCAUCGAAAUUAUGUUACGGAUCCAAGUCGACCAAAAACAAAAAUAAUUGGCAAUAUCAAACAAUGGUGGCAUUAUAUUACAUUAGUUAUUAUUCGAACACAAAAUUAUUUAAAAUCACCAACAAAUACCGAUGCUCAAACUUCAUCAUCAUCUACUACACGAUUUUGGUUUAAUCGUAAAAUAUUGCUUUAUCGUUUACAUCAAGUGAUUAUUUAUAAAAAUCUAUAUCGUACAUAUUUAGAUAAUAAAUAUCUUAAACGAUUACCCGUUCUUACAGAAUCUAAACAAUUACAAAUGGACGAAAUUGAACAUGAAUUUGAUCAUGAUUGUUUACUAAAAAUACGUCGAGCUAUAUUUAGAAGUCGGGCUAAUGAACACUUUAGUUCAACGAGAAUUCAAAAGAAAUUACAACAAUCCACACCGAUAGCUAACAACAGUGUAGAUGCUUCUCAGUCACAAGACACAUCGUCUUCCUGGUACGUUGGCUAUGCCAAAUGGUGCAGUACAAAAAUGCUGGAUUUGUUGAAGACAAAAUCAACCGAUGUUGGUGUUUCUGCAUUAUCUACGACACCAUUGACGACAUCAUCAACAACCACACUCAAUGAACAUGACAAAGAAUUGCAGGAACAAUUAAAUACAUUUAUUGCUCAUUCAUUAGAAGAUGAAGACUUAUCACAGAAACGACGUGAUGCAUUACUAUUGCGUUUAAAGUUCUUACUAAAAUCGGUACAAUUGGAUUUACUAAGCGAAUCGAACACAUCGAUUAAGUCCGUAUUGUUUAAGUUUAAUUUGAAUGAUGUUUCAAUAUUAACAGAGUUAAGACCAAGGUCAAGAUCAGUAUUAUUUUAUCUGAGAUUAGAUGAUCUUAAUGUUCGUGAUUGCGUAAGAGAAGAUGCAUUUUCAAUGAUUAUUUCUCCUAAACAGCGUCAGCAACAACAAACUGGAAAUAAUGGUUCUGUUAAUCAACAAUCAUCUCAUCGAGCACCUGUAUUCGAAUUAUCGUAUGAAAGAAAUCCAUUGAAUAUACAACAACAACAGCCUCUACAACAAUUGCCGUCAAAAACUAAAUCUUUGCCUCGUCUUUCAUUUUCGAUUGCUAUUCGAAGUCGUGGUUUAUGUUUUGUCUGUUGUCCAUAUUCUCUUGAUCGUUUUCAUCAAUUUAUGUCAUCAGUAUUUCAACCUGUUACUCAAACACCGAUCGAAUCAAUUCCAACAACAUCAAUUAUUCAGACUGCAAAACAUCAUUGGACACAACUGAAAGAUCGUACAACAAAACAACUUAAAUUUGCAUUUGAUCAAAUGUUUUCUAAUAAUACAACAAGAAAGAUAAGUAAUUCACCUUAUAAAUAUAUCAAACAAUAUCGUCGGAGAUCUAAAAAGAAAUUCGAUAUCUAUCUUGAUAUUUAUGCUCCACAAAUGAUUAUACCACAAACAUCUGGACGUGCUGUCAUUGUUGACUUUGGCUGGUUAACAUUGAUAAAUGAUGAAUAUAAAAAAUCGUGUCCAUUAAAAGAGUGUGAUAUGCAUUCAAGUAGCAAUAAUACAUCUGUUUAUUUCACUGAUUAUUUUACCGAACGUUCAUAUUUUUUCAGUGAACCAUCAGUAUCAGCACCACCGGUAGUACUUGAUGAUGAUGACGAUUUAUUUCUAACACCGGAUAGUUCUCCGUUAGCUGAUGAUGAUACAAAUGAAAUAGAAACAUCAAAUUACCCUUUAAAUAUUAUUUCACCCAAUGAUGUUAGUCAAAAGAAGGAAGUGAUUACAUCAUACGAUAAAGAUUUUUACUCAUCAUUUUCAUUAUGUUUAUGCGAAAUGCAAGUAGCCUAUUCAACAUUUUCUUCUAAUCAGAUGGAACACGGUGUAUUAUCACCAAUUAUUGAAAAAUUUGGUGUCUGUUUUUUACUACAAACACGUAUUGUUUAUUCAAAUGAGCCAUUAUGGCCAAAUAUAAAAUUAUCAGGCACAUUACCGAAACUUGUUUUACAUUUGGAUCCAGAACGAAUUGAAACAUUAAGUGGAGCAUUAAAUAAUUGGGGAACGUUUGUCAAUAAUUUUCAAGUAGCUAUUAAUUCAGAAGAGAUUGAUAAAAGAAAUGAAAAACAUGAUGAUGAUGAACAACAAGAACAAACACAGUCUGAACAGUUCAGUGAAUCUGCUCGUUUGGCAAUAGGUUUUCGUAUUAAUGAAAUAAGUAUUCAAUUAAGUGAUGAAUAUCGUGCAUUAAGUGAAUUUCGAGUACAAAAUAUUGAUUUAACAUUAAUGAAUCAUUCAUAUUCAAAUAUAUUAUCGAUGAGUGUAUCGACAUUAAUGAUUGUUGAUGCUGUACAACAUUAUGGAAAAGAUUAUGAAUUAUUAUUAACAUCAAAUCGUUCGUUAGAAAUAAAUACACAAACUGGACGAUUAAAUGAAAUGGAUUCUCGAGCAUCAUCACCUAAUUCGAUAAAAUCGAUGUUUACAUUAUCAAAACAAUCACAAACAUCAGAUGAACAUUUAAUACGUAUUAAUAUACAAUCGACAACAAGUAAACAACAGCAACAAUAUUUAACAAUUGAUAUGCAUGUCACUAAAUUAAAUCUUGUUUAUAAUCCCGAAACAAUAUGUGCAUUAACUAAUUUUUUUGUCAGAAUUAUUAGUUUGAUGAAAGAUGAGAGAAAUUAUGCGUUUUCCACUGAUACAAUGAACUAUCCAAUGUUAUCCAGUGUGCCUACAGAAUCGGUAUCGAAUCAACAACAAAUUACACCGUUACGUGUACAAAUCAAUGGCGAAUUUGAAGAAUUAAGUAUUUUAUUUACAAAUGUGGUUACAAUUACGUCAAUGAAUAAAACAAAUACGAAAUUAGAAAAAGUUGCUGCUGUUCGAAUGCGUGGUGCAUCGUUAAAUAUUUCCUUGGAACCAUAUAAAAUGAUUGAAGGAGAAAUAUGUGCAUUGCAAGUAUUUAAUUUAUUACGCGAUUAUACAAUGUUAACCACUGCGAAGGAUACUAAUGAACAAUCAAGAACAAUUAUUGAUCUUGGUGAACAGUCUAACAAUAAUAAUAAUAGUAGAACGACUCUUCAUAAAAAGGAAAUUGAUGGUGAUAAUGAUGAGGAGGACGAAGAAGAUUUUAUAUUACCAAGCAAAGCAUUUCAUUUUUUAUAUACUGAAAAUAUUAAACAUGAAUUAUUAAUUGAAAUGGCAUCUGUAUGCUAUACACAUUCAUCAAAGUUUAUAUAUAAAAUUCAAAAAAUUAUUUCUUACAUGACAGAACAUUGUCAUUCAUCAACAGUGAUUGAAGUAGGAAAAAUGAAACAAAAUGUUCUAAAACAAGGAACGUUAUUGUUAAAUCAAUUUGUUCAUGCAUCAUCUUCAACAACAGAAACUGUUUUAAAUGAAAACGAAGCGGGAUUAACUUUUAAUCCGAUAAUAUCGUCGCCAUUCACCACCGAUAAUGUUGAAAGAAAAUCACCUACUUUAAAUUUAUGUUUAUUUUUUGCUACACCCAUUCUUGUAUUUCAUCCAGAAUCUUUAACUAAUCAAAUUUAUUCAAAUGAAUUACUUGUAUUUCAUCUUGGACAUAUUCGUGUUGAAAAUAAUGUUGAAUUAAAACGACAACAAUCACAAGAACAUCAACCAAAUUAUUUACUUAAAAUAAAACAUUUACAUUUAUUUUCAAUUAAUAUUGAACAAGAAUUACGUUCUUCUCAAAAUUCAAAUCUUUUUGAAAUAUAUAAAAAUCCUCAUAAAUCAAGUCCAAUGAUAAAUGAUGUUAUGAUUGAUUUAAAUUUAUUUAUAAAUAAUAAUGAAACAUUUGUUAAUACAAAACUUGUUUCUUCUGUUCAAAUAUAUUUAAGUAAAAAACAAAUUAGUUUAUUUCAAAAUAUACUUGUUUCAUUAACAUAUAAUGAUAAUAUAAAUAAACAAAAUAUAGAAUUAAUGGAAGAACAAGAACAAGAACAAGAAGAAAAUGAAAAUGAAAAUGAUUUAUUACCAAUUAUACAUCAUCCAGAACUUAUUAGUGAAAAUGAAAAAGUUAAAUUUAAAUCAUUUUCAAUACAAUUUGAAUUACCAGAAUUAGUAUUAAUAUUUCAAGGUGAUUUAGCUGAUAUUAAUUCAGAACCACAAAAUGUUUGUGAAGCUAUAUUUGGACAAUUUAAUAUGUCAAUUAUACAAAAUGAAGAAUAUUUAAAAUCUGUAUCAUUAAGAUUAGAAUCUUUAAAUGUUUUUGAUCAUCUUGUUAAUGAUAAUGAAUGUUUAUUUUCAACAAAAAAUAAUUAUUCAUCAAAUCGUAUAUAUCAACAUAGUCAAUCACAUCUAUCAUCAUCAUUUCCUACAACAGAAUUUAAUAAUACAACGACAAAUUUUAUUCAUCAAUCAUCAACAUCUGUUCCAGCUUAUAUGAUUAUUAAUAAAAAUCAAUUUUUAAAUAAUUAUUCAAUUUCUACACCGCCAUCAUCGCCUAAUAUGUUACAACAACGAUCAAGAGCAAGAACAGUAUCAUUAUCAUCUUCUUUACCAGCAUUUAUUCAAUUAAAUAUAAACAUUAUUGAUAAAGAACACGAACAUUUUGAUGAUAGAUAUAAUAAAUUUAAUAUAAUAGCUGAUGCUAAUUUUAGUGAAGUAGAAAUUAAAUUUAAUAUACCAACAUGGAUUAUGUUAUUUGAUAUUAUUGGAUUGAUUGGUACACCAACACCACAAACACCUCUAUUGUCCACAGAAAUUCGACAAGAUGAAGAAAUAUCCAUGAAGAAAAAUGUCAUUUUAUCAUCACCAUUACCAUUACCUCAAAAUGAUUCUAUGCAAAUUUGUAUUAAUGUUGAUGCUAUAUCGUGUUUAUUACAAGAUGAAAAAGUUCCAUUAAUGAAAUUUUCUUUAAAACGUUUUUAUUGUAAUAUAAAAGCAUUAUCAACAAAUGAAGCUAAUAAAUGUCUUAUUGUUGAAGGAAAAUUGGGUCUUGUAUCAAUAAGAGAUUUAACAUUAUUUGGAAUGUUAUAUGAAGAACGUUUUUGUACAAGUGGAACAAAUGCUCUAGUAUUUACAUAUAAAAAAGAAGAAGAAUUAAUUAUUGAUAAAAAUUAUUAUUUUCCAACACGAUUAAGUUUAUAUUUACGUUUGACAUCUGUACAAUAUAUUCAUACACAACGUUUUUUAAUGGAUUUAAUUAAUUUUUUUGAUCGUUUUCAACAAUUACAAGAUGCAUUUAAUCGUAUGAGAACAGCUGCUGCUGGUCAAUUAAUUUCAUGUAAUGCUGGACGUUCAACAGGCAUAUUAGUCGAUAUUGAAGCUGAUAGUCCAAUAUUAAUAUUACCUGAACAUUCAUCAAAUCCAAAUGUUAUUAUAUUACAUUUAGGAAAUAUUAUUAUUAAUAAUCAAUUUUUAUAUGAAAAUGAGAGUGGAACAUUGAGUUUUAUUAUGAAUAAUAGAAAUAAAGCGGAAAUAUUAUGUUUAUUGGAUGUUAUCAAUAUACAAUUCAAGGAUACUGAAUUUUAUUCCGCCGAACGUUGUUCACUUGAUAGUUCGUCAAUAUCAUCGUCUGAUUUUUCCGUUAAAUUUUCAGAUUUUGCUUUUAUUCGUAAUCGUCAUUCAUCAUCAAUGUUACGUGAAAAUACUCAUUUAACUAUUCAAGUUGAACGAAAUUUAGAUAAUUCAAUAAAUCAUUCAUCACCUACCUAUAGUGUUAAAGCUAAUUUGUCAUCUGUCCAUAUUUUACUCGAUAUUCGACAAUAUCAAUUAGUACGUGGUAUAUUAAUAUACAAUAUAUGUGAACAAUUAGAACAAGCACCUCGUCCAACAAUGAUUGUUGAAGAUCCAUCAUGUGUAUCAACUAUUUUAACAGGUGUUGUUUGGAAAGAAUUAUCAUUUAGAAUUGAAAUGGAUAAUGUUGGUUUAGAAUUAUUUAUACCAGAUAAAUUUAAUUUAUCAUCAAAUCGUCAUACUUUAGGUCAUUGUGCAUUUAUUAAAUCAUCUUUUUUAUUUGAUAAAUAUUCAAAUUCUAGUCAAGAUUUUGAUUUAACAUCUGAAUCAAUUAAAUUAAUUGAUACAAGAAAAUAUAAUGAAAAUGUAUUUCAUGAUAUUCUUGUUGCACAUCGUUCAUUAUCUACAACUUCAACAACAACAGUAACCAUGCAAUUAGAAAUACAUUUACGAUCAACAAAACAACUUGAACAAUAUACUAUUGUUUUAAGUCAUGUACGUGUUUUAUUUAUUAUUGAUUGGUUAUUAAAAAUUAAAGAUUUUAUUGAAUCAUUUGAACAAAAAGAUGGUAAUUAUAUUCAACCACAACAAAUACAACAACAAAUUAUUAAUAAUAAAUCAUUUGAAAUAAUAUUAAAUUUUAAUCAAUCAGAAUUAGUUCUUGUUCAAAAUACAUCAAAUAAAAAUAGUAAUGCUGUUGUUUUAAGUGGUACAAUAGCACUUGUUUAUAGAGAAUCAAAUAAAUUUAAACCAUUGGAUUGUUCAUUACUUGGUGUUACAUUAUUUUCAUGUCAAAUGAAUAAUAUUGAAUCAACGGCUGUCAGUAUUAUUGAACCAAUUAAUUUUUCAUUUGAUAUACAUACAAAAGAAGAAAAUAGACAAAAUAAAAAUACUCAGACCGAUAAAAUGAUUGAAAAAACAACAUUAGAAUUAAAUUUACCAUUAUUAAGUAUUCGUUUAUCUUACUAUGAUAUUAAAUUAAUGUUAUAUAUGUUUGAAUCGAUAACAAAACAAAUUGAUAAUGCUCGAACAACAUCAACAUCAAAAAUAAAUCUUUCAACAUCAACAGAAAAUAAUUAUUUAUUAACAUUUAAUAAUGAUGUUAUUUUACCAAAAGAUGAUGUAUUUAUAACAGAAUAUUGUCCACAAACAAGUUAUCCAGAAUUUCGUAUACGUUCAACAACAGGUGAUUUAUCAAUUCUAAAUGAACGACAAAAAAUUUCUUUAACUCCAAUUUUAUCCGAUUUUCAAACAUCAACAUCUCAAACAUUUUUAAAUAUUCAUUUAAUGAAAUUUUCAUGUGAUCAUAUAUCAUUAUGUAUAAUUGAUGAUUGUCUUGAUGCUGAUAUACCAUUAUUAAAUAUUCAUUUAAAUAAAUUUAAAUUACAUAUAACUAGUGAUGGUUUAUUAACACGUUUAUAUCAAAGUGAUUUUACAUUUAAUAUUGAUUAUUAUAAUCGUUUACUCUCAGGUUGGGAACCAUUUCUUGAAUCAUGGACAUGUCAAUUAAUAUUAAAAUAUAAUAUAUUAUCAUUAACAUCUUUUCUUAUUCAAUCAAAUGAUGUAUUAAAUAUAAAUUAUACAAAAACUAUUCAUCAAUUAUAUGAUGUUGUUAAAAUGAAUUGGUUAAAUGAAUAUAAUAAUAGUACAAAAGAAACUUUUCGUCGUCCAAAACCCUAUGAACCCUAUUGUUUAACAAAUUUAUGUGGAUUAAAAAUACAUUUUCAAACAUGGUUAUCAUCAGAACAACGUUUUGAUACAAUAAAAUAUUUAGUUGAAAAUAAUCAAAUAAAAUCAUUUACAUUUCCUAGUCAUUUAAUAAUAAAAACUAAUAAUAAUUUAACAACAACAACAACAACAACAUCAUUUUCUGAUAGACGUUUAUUAAUUCAAAUUGAAGGUUGGGAAGUAUUAAAACCAGUAUCAAUUGAUCGAGUUGGAACAUUUUUUCGUCGAACAAUAAGUACAUCAUCAACAACAAAUACGUUAAAUAAACCAAUUCUAAUAUUUAUUGAUGUUAAAAUGAUUGAUAGUUCAACGCGUUCAAUAACCAUACGUUCACCAAUAACAAUUAAAAAUAAAUUAUUAACUAAAAUGGAUAUUGGAAUAAAAUAUGGUCCAAGUUUAUUUUAUGAAUUUUCAUUAGAUCAUAAUGAAUUAAAAUCAUUACCAUUACAAUAUUGUUUGAGUAUGAGACAAAUUUAUAUUAGACCCAAUGGAUUUACGUUAAACUAUUGUAGUCAACCAAUUGAAUGGACAAAUAUUUAUAAUGAUACAACAAAAAGAAAUAAUGAUUAUGACGAACUAGAAGAAGAAGAAUUAAAUAUUAAUAGUUCUCAUUCUCAACAAUAUUCGCAUGAUGCUCCAAUACCUGCCAAACGUCGAAUAACGAGUUCAAAGGAUCGUCAAUCAUUUCUUCGAAUGUGUAAUUUGACUUCGAAUUAUAAAGAAAAAGAUGGUAAUAUCUACUAUUUUUGUUUUAAAUCACAACGUUCUCGACUUAUGUCAUAUAACGAUGAAAGAUUAUCAGCCUAUAAUCUCACUAUCCUAUCACCGAUGAUUAUUCAUAAUCUUUUACCAUGUGAUUUAACAUUCCAUGUUCAAAAUCAACAAUUACAAAAAGUAUGCUUAAAACCAUAUAAAUCUCAUCAUGAACAUAUGAUAAAUAUUACAAAAUCAAUCGAUAUCAUGUUUUCAACUGAUCUCUAUCGUAUGACAAGACCAUUUCAGUUAAAUGAUGUUUAUCCAGUAAAAUAUAAUCAUUCUCGUGCAACAUUCUAUGAUACGAUUAAUCGUCCUUUAUCAAUUGAUAUUAGUGUAAUACGUUCAAUAACCAAUCAAAUUAAAAUUUUAAUAUCUGUUCCGUAUGUACUUAUUAAUAGAAGUGGGAUACCAUUAAUAUUUAAACAAGAAAGUUGUCGAGAUGAAGCAGCAGGACAAUCACAUGAAAAUGAAUUAGCGAGAAAUCGUGAACCGUUAUUAUUUUCAUUUAGCGAUGUUGAAGCAGCCUAUGCAUGUGUCAUGAAAGUUGGAUAUGGUGUACACAGCACUGAUGAUGGACGACCAUUGUGGUCACAAAGAUUUAGUCUUGAACGUGGCUCAAAUUAUCGUGAAUUACAUGUUCAAUCACCUCACGGUCGUCCUGAUUGGAUUUAUUACAUUGGAAUUGAUGUUCGUCAAGGAAAAGGUCGUCUACGUAAAACAAAUUAUAUAUUUUUGAGUACACGUUUUAUGAUAAGUAAUCAAUGUUCGUAUGAUUUGUCUGUUGCUCAACGUCAUCUAGUACGUGGUAUGUUACAAUCGGGUCAUUAUGAUCCUGAUUGUUGUUUACAUGUUUUGAAACAUUCAAAUGUUGCUUAUCAUUGGCCACGAAGUGAUCUCGAUCAACUUUUAUGUAUUCGAGUUAUUAACAAUCGUCAAUAUCGUCAUGUAUAUUGGUCCGGCGGUUUCCUUAUUGAUCGUGUUGAUGCAUUUCAUAUUAAUAUGCGUUAUGAUGAUAAUCAAUGUUUAAUAUUGCGCGUACAAGUGAUACAACGUGGAGGUACCUAUUUUGUUGUUUUUAUGAAUUCUGAUGAUAUGCCACCACCCAUUCGAAUUGAUAAUUUAUCUUAUGUACCCAUACAAUUUUAUCAAACAGAAACAAAAGAUGAUUUAAGCCAUUUAAGAACAUUUAUCCAACCAAAACAAACGGUUGAUUAUGCUUGGGAUGAACAAACGUUAAGACCAAAUAUAACAUGUUCCAUUGUGGGUGGAACAAAAGAAACGUAUAAUUUGAUGCAAAUUGGCCAUGGAGAACAUUUAUGUUAUGAAAAUCAUAUUUGUUUAGCUUUACAGGAAACAUUUGAUAAAGAAGAAAAUGAUUGUGAUAGUGAUAGCGCAUUCGACGAUGAUCGACAACAUCAGACAGAAACAUAUCAUCAUAAUAUACCGACAAUAGAGAUGAAAAGCGGUGGUGUAAUAAGAAAUCGUCAUACAAGUGAUUCAACAACAACAAAUAAAAAGUCACUGAUAAAAAGCAAAACUCUAGAUAUAUCAAAGUCUCUGAACAUAAGACGAAAUGAUCGUAAUCUUGUUAUUGACUGUAUCCAAGGCAGAUUAUUACUAGCUCAACGGGAAGAAAAUAAACGAUCACAAUUAUGGCGAAUGACUAGUAAUGGUUUACUUGUUCAUGAUGGAUCGUCAUCACCACGCGACUGGACUCGAAGAGAAACAACAAAUGAUAUUAGACAGUCAUUUGUCUUAGAUGUUGAAGAAGUUUCUGACAGUUACACAUCUGUUACUCAUAUGAACGGAUUUAUGCGACUAACAAUUCGCCGUUAUGAUUCAAAACGUACAUUAACUCAGACGUGGCGUUUUCUUGAUGGUUAUUUAUGUAUGGGUCAAACACAAAUGUGUGUACAAGUAUUUGGAGAAUUGAAAGAAAACAGUGAUCUGGUACUCGGACCGAUAGUAUUCAAUAAUAAGGGUUUAUUACCUCCAGAGCCAAAUAUGCAUAUACGCCCCCAAAGACGAUUAAAAGGUUCCGGUCUAUUGUCUGUUCGUACCUAUGCUGAUGGUCCAACACGUGUUCUUGAAAUAACUAACGUAUCGAACGUGAAACAACCAUCUUUGGCUGCUACCACUACAAACAAAGAAAAAAUUGUCAAAAAGAAUGUGAAUCCAUCCUCCAAUGAUUAUCUGCAUCGUGUUAUGCACAUCGAUUUUAAAUUGGAAGCUGGCAUUGGGAUAUCAAUUGUUAAUUCAAUUGGUAGAGAAUCUGAAGAGUUGGUGUAUAUUCUUCUUAAUGAUAUAAUAUUAGAAUACAAGGAUGAAGAAAAUGAAUAUUUAUUUCUAGCCACGAUUGGAACUGUUAUUGUAUCAAAUCAGUUGUUAACAGCAACAACACCUUGCCUUUUGUACACAACGUAUGUUGACGAAUCAACUGUUCAACCAGCUGUUCGUUUACAAGCAAACCUCCAGAAACCCAAUGCAAAUUAUAAAAAUCUUCACAUUUUACGUUACUUACGUAUUGGUCUCAAUAGCGUGACAGUUCAAAUUGAUGAGAUAUUAUUGUGGAAAAUGUUUGAAUUUUUUGGUAUGGAUUUUUCUGGUUCAUCAAAUAAUGGUCCGAAAUCAAAUGAUCAAACGAUAAAUAUGGAUGAUGGCGAUUAUGAUACACAACGUUUACUUUCAUUGCUAACAUCGACACAAGCAACACGCAUUUAUUUUAAUGAAUUAAUGUUAUCAUCUAUUAAUCUUGAUCUAAGUGUUUAUUGUGGCGCUUCACGUUCGCUACCUGCAAAUUUAUUAUCAAUCAAACGUCAUGCAUCAUUUCCAUUAGUUAAAUUUGAAAAUGCUCAGAUUCAUUUAAAAUCAUAUGAACAAGUUCAUAUAUUUAACACCUACGAUUUUUUCAUAUUAUCAUUAACAAAUCACUACAUAGAUGAAUUAAAACGUCAGGCAUUUAAAAUAUUAGGCAGUGUUGAUUUUCUUGGUAACCCGUUGGGACUAUUUAACGAUGUUACCGAUGGGUUUGCUAGUCUUGUUGAUCAUGGAAGUGUGACAGGACUAGUUAAAAAUGUGGCACAUGGUGUAGCUGAUUCAACAUCAAAAUUUACUGGAACACUAUCAUACGGACUAGGAAAAUUGGCAUCGGACGAUGAACAUGAUGAAAUGCGUGAAGCGAUACAAAGUAGUUAUCGUGGAAGUAGUUUUAGCCAUGUUAUUGGUGGAACAGUUGGAUUAGCAGCCGGUUUUAUAGGUGGAUUAACAUCGAUAAUAACACAGCCGUAUAAAGGUGUAGUAGAAGAUGGAAUCGGCGGUCUCAUGAAAGGAGUUGCCAAAGGCAUUGCGGGAACUGUUAGUAAACCAGUGGUGGGCGUUCUCGAUUUUGCCAAUGGAUUAGCAAUGGCAAUUAAAGAAAGUAGUAGAAGUAAAAAUGUCAUAUUAAGAAAUCGUAUUAGGCUACCACGUUGUCCUGCGAAUAUAUUGGGUUUAUUACAAGCGUACUCAAUCUAUGAUGCCAAUGGGCAAUCACUAUUGUAUCAAAUAAAUAGAGGCAAUUUAAAUGAAAAAUACAUAACAAGGUUAAUAUUAUCAGCGCCACCGACAGUAACAUCAAAACGAAAAGCCCCAAAAAAUAGCAAUGACGAUAAUUACACCGAACGAUACGGAUCUCAUGUUCAUGCCAUGAUUACAUCUGAGCGUGUGAUUAUUUAUCGCACAGACAAUGAACACGAUGAAUCUUCGUAUGAAAUAAUAAGUGAUUAUGAUUUUGGUACUUUAUUAAAUGUUGUCCCAGUUGAAUAUAACCGUCAUCCAUAUGUUCAAUUUAUACUUGGCUCACCGCAUUAUCGUUCAUUAAAGCAACAUUCACUAGCACAACAACAACAAGCAUCUUCACCCACUAGUCCUCCUGAUUCCUCACAACGUCCUUUUUAUAAAUGUGAUACACAAAAGAUAGCAACUCUAUUAUCCAUGAAUGUUGAACGUGCAAGAGGAACAUAUGAAGAAGAAAAGCUUACAUAUGAGAGAAAAAGUAACGACGAUGGUAAUGAGGAUGACGACGACGAAGAUAGUAAUUAG
Didymodactylos carnosus is the source of this 13905-nucleotide messenger RNA. Lineage: Eukaryota; Metazoa; Rotifera; Eurotatoria; Philodinida; Philodinidae. The record is from the annotation of a GenBank genome assembly.